Messenger RNA from Schistosoma turkestanicum, 1514 nucleotides. NCBI's taxonomy places the organism in Eukaryota, Metazoa, Platyhelminthes, Trematoda, Strigeidida, Schistosomatidae. The record is from the annotation of a GenBank genome assembly.
AUGAGAGACAAUUUCGGUUUUACUCAAGAAGAUAUAGGAUUAGAAAAGUUUAAGGAGCUGAGUGAUCUGGUAUCAUCUACACAACGAGGAGAGUUAGACCCAGCGAGAAAAUGGCUAUCAAAUAAUCGAGAAGAAUUAGGAGAUAAGGCAAAGCAGUUAGAAUAUUGUUUAGCCAAACUUGAUUUUUUGUCUACAAUACAAAGAGAACCGGUGGAUCCAGCUUCUGUCAUUCAGAGUGCUCGAAAACUGGUACCUUUUGCAUCGGAUUACUCGUCAGAUUUCGAACAUCUUAUGGGUAGUUUGGUUUUUAUUGGACGCAGCUUAGAGAAUACUCCAUAUGCUGACUUGGCCCUUCCAACUAGUUCGACGAAAGUGUCUCCUGAAAGUUCUCAAGUGGUCACAACUCCUGAAGAUGUUUUAAUGACGGAUGAUGAAUAUCCCCUCUCAAUAUCACCAGCAACAUCUAAACCGAAAACAGAUGGUAACAAUGCUUUGACAGAAGCAGCGAAUUUAUUUAAGUCAUGUUGUUGUUAUCAUCUAAACUUAUCAGACACUGAUCCACUACUCACUGCAUUUUCCUGUGGAUGUCGUGUACUUACUCGACUUCAUUCGUUACAACGUGCAAUCGCUUGCCUUAGUAAAUAUAGUUCACUGGAUGGUGACAUGUUACCAAUCGCUGUUAAGCUGGAUCCUAGUGCACAUCGUCAUAAUAUCUUCCACUGCCCUGUUAUCAAGGAAGUAAUCUCUGAGUCGAAUGACGGGAGUACUGGAGGCGGCCCUGUACGCUUAACAUGUGGUCAUGCUAUAUCACGAGAUGCAUUCAACUCAUUGGCUAGUGGAGAUCGAAGUCGCAUGAAAUGUCCUUAUUGUCCUGUGGAAACAUUUAAAAAUCAAGUAUUGGAUCUUAUAUUCUAAAAAAGAAGAAAAUCAUCUACAUCUCUUAUAUUUGCUUGUAUUUGUGUAUUAUCUAUGCUAACACAAUUGUAUUCAUAUAAUAUUAUACUACAGAAAGAUCAAUUCUAGGCAGCAAAUAAUACCAACCUUAUCUAUGAACAUAAACAAAGCUGUAUUGUGAUAUGAUGCUGAUGCUAUGAAAUAUUGCGCAAAUAUUCUCUAUUGUAUUAUAAUUGUAAUGUAAGCUGUCUUCCUUUUGUGAACUUCCAAUCAAAGUGUUUCUCACUUAACUAUCCAUUAUAAGCAUAAAAUCAAUUCAGUGAUUCAAUCUAAUGUGUAGUAGUUACAUUCAUUUCAUUACUUUUUUUUUGUUUUGUUUCAAAUCAUUUCAUUUAGUUUUAUAUAGAUAAGCUGCUGUGUUCAAAGCAUUUGCCGUAUCAUAAUUGUGUUGGAUACGAUGUUUUGUCAUUUUAAUAUAUUUGCUUAUUGUCAUCAUUGUUCUUAUCUCAUCAUUAUUAUUAUUAUGCUUUUUUUUCACUGAGUCCAAUUUAUUGUACUAUCAAAAUACAAUUGUUAAAGUACAAAUUUAUGUAAUGACAUAUAUAUAUAUAUAUAUAUAU